CUUCCGGCUGGUUCGAGAGCUCCUAGCUGGCUGUACACCCAUCACAUCGAGAACAUGACCUGUGUUUGCCAUCGGGCCGAAGCUUACGAUGGACCGCUGUAACUUUUCCUGGGAUCAAUGAUUGCAUGGUGCGAUGGUAUUGGUGCGUCGACUAUUUCCAUCGGCUGAUGCUGGUAUGACAUAAUUAAUAGCUUCACCUUUUCCCCUGCUGCAGUUGGACCUCGCCAUGAUAUAUGAAGGGCUGGAAUUACCUCCGAACUGAGUCUUUCUCAAUUCCAACCUCAGAAGUAAUAAAGCAGUCCUUGUCGCCGGCAGCUUCAGCACCCUGUCAAGCCGUCACAGAUCCCAUUCCCAACCACAGUCGAGGAGUUUGAUAUCCCCAUAAUACAUUCAGCAUCAUGGUGUCGACAGCGAUCACUCGUCCUGUCUCCCUGCUGGUGCGCUUUAUGCAGUGGUCCAGUGCCGUCAUUGUCAUGGGCAUUACCUCCUACUUCAUCAACAAGUGGCCCCAUGGACAGCACACCAUCUACUGGGAAGUCAUCUCGACGAUGUCCGUUGUCUUUUUCCUGCCGGCUUUCCUGUCCCCCUUCAUGCCGACUCGUCUGAGCAAGUUCGUCUUGCCCAUUGACAUCAUCUUCUCCUACCUGUGGUUGACCGCGUUCAUCUUCGCUGCGCAAGACUACAACUGGCACAACUGCGCUGUCAAUGCUCCCCCCGGUGCCAGCUGCGCGCUCAAGAAGGCCAACGAGUCGUUCAUCUUCCUCGCCUUUAUCUUCACCUUCUUCGCCAUCGGUCUUGAAGUGAUAAACCUCUGGGCUGCUCGUCGUGAGACUCCCACCCACGAGAAGCACCCUGAGGGUCAUCGUGCUCCUCUCGAUGCCCCUGCCGCCAACCCAUAA
This is a messenger RNA of Aspergillus novofumigatus IBT 16806, 899 nucleotides long. Its product is annotated as MARVEL domain-containing protein. The transcript has 4 exons. The record is from RefSeq and is a predicted model, not a curated record. NCBI's taxonomy places the organism in Eukaryota, Fungi, Ascomycota, Eurotiomycetes, Eurotiales, Aspergillaceae. Gene Ontology annotation, cellular component: membrane. Bases 399 to 899 code for a protein of 166 amino acids.